ACACGCCAACGAGGAGGCUCUUCACCACAUCCGUGUCAGUCUUUCGUCAAUGCAGCGGGCACUGCCCCCCUCUCCCCACCAGCAGCGAUCCCAAUGGAAUCCCAGGGCCAGGAAUGUACAGCAAUCAGGGCGCGGGCGGCCGUCAGAGCGGCCGUCAGAGCGCGGGCGGAAGUCCCCGGGAGCUACAUAAAGCAGGGAGGCCCGGGCACACCCGCACCAGAGCCCACAGCCUCCAGGGAGCAGCCGCAGCGAUGGUGCGCCUUCACUUGCUGUCCUGCCUCCUCCUCCUGCCGCUGGCCGCCUGCUUUCCUCUCCUGGACAGAGAAGCGCCCAUGGACACCACGGGUGGCACUGGAGGCGGAAUGAGAUGGGCUGACCUGGCGGGGAGACACAAAGUCCACUUCCUGGAGUGGCGGAGAGCUCUACACCUAAGAGCCCUGCUCCUCUUUGUCAAGGAGCUGGAGAUGUUGGGCCGAGCGCUUUUCGGCUUAGCUGAUGGCGAGAAGGCUAGUAGCCCGUUAGGGACCCUGGCCGAUGAGAUCAGCGGCCUCGCAAGAGCCCUGCUCAUCAUGGCCAAGGAGCUGCAGAUGUUGGGCCGAGAGCGUGCCGGCUUCGGGCUCCGGUUCAGGAGGCAGGAUGAUGGCCGUGGGGAAGCCGGCUCCCUCCUGGCUGAUGGCGAGAAGGCUAGUAGCCCGUUAGGGACCCUGGCCGAUGAGAUCAGCGGCCACGACAAGAAGAAAGGCGGCUUCCACUUCCGCUUCGGCCGGCGGUGAAGGGCCCAGGGCAGCCUGCCCAGGGUUUCCCCUCGGCCCCCUCCCCACCUCCAAGAGCCUGAAAAGGGGUGGUAUCACUGUAAUAAAUGAUUAGCUGGAGGACUGGUUAAGUGGUGCUUUUGAUUUCCAACUUUGCUGAAGCAAAAACCUGCGUCGUGUCC
Molecule: messenger RNA, 934 nt
Organism: Myotis brandtii (Brandt's bat)
Lineage: Eukaryota; Metazoa; Chordata; Mammalia; Chiroptera; Vespertilionidae
Gene: QRFP
Product: pyroglutamylated RFamide peptide
Exons: 3
Coding region: 114-773 (219 amino acids)
Molecular function (GO): orexigenic neuropeptide QRFP receptor binding
Source: RefSeq, a predicted model, not a curated record